Messenger RNA from Brassica rapa (field mustard), 1913 nucleotides. RefSeq lists its product as uncharacterized. The record is from RefSeq and is a predicted model, not a curated record. Lineage: Eukaryota; Viridiplantae; Streptophyta; Magnoliopsida; Brassicales; Brassicaceae.
CCAUAUUUGAUGAAACUGAUGAAGAACCAAUUGAAAGUUUGAUGUCUUGUGAAGAAAGUUGUGAUCUUCCUUAUCUUGAAUCUGAGUUUAUAAAUGAUAAUGAACAGGUUAAUAAUGUAGAACUAACUGUUUUGCAACCGGAGCAUCCGAGUAGCCUUGUUUUGUCUCAACAGGUUUUUGAGGAAGAGCCACUGGAUAUUCCACAUCAGUGCCCAUGUCUUGACACUUGGAUAUCUUUGGAUGAAGUCCCAGAACCUAUCUUUGAUGUGGAGGACAAACCUGAUCCAGUCUUUGAUGAAGAAGCAACAAGCAUCAUAUCUACCUUUAUGGAGAGCCAUCUUUGCUUUGAUUCCGGCACAACUAUUGUUCCUUCGUCUCCUGCCCCUUUGCUUCCUGAUCUUCAAGAGCACUGUGAGAAAUCUGAAUUAGUUAUUUCUCUGUCUGACAUGUUUGAUAAGAUCAGUUCUCUUGAUGUGAUUCGUUUUGGUCUUGAUAAGAUAAAAGAAAAUUGUUUUUCAAAAUCUGUUUUUGGAAACAUGAUUAAUUCUUUUAAAAUCUUUGAACCUGAUAAAUUUUUUGAUCAGCAACGUUUUCAAACUGACCUUGGCAUCAGUUCUGAAAUUAUUUUGAGCUUUGAUCAGUCCCUGGAACAAAUCAAAGUUUUUGAUCAUUUUGAAAAGUAUCUUGAGCUUGAUUUGAAACAAACUGAUUUUUGUGCUACAAAAUCUUUUGAUUUGUUUGUUUUCAAAGAAAAUAGCUUUGAUCUGAACUCUUCUAGGCAUAGACUGAUCACUGAUGAUUUGUUUGCAUCUUCUCUGGACUUGGACGAUUUCUUAAUUAAAAAAAUGCAGGAACAGAAUUCACUUGAAACUGAAACUGGUUUUUGUGAACUUGAUUUUUGUGAUUCUGUUUUGCAGCCUGAUCUCUUGAGUUUUGAAACUGAUAAGACUUGGCAUUUUAUGAGAUCAUUUCGUGAUAAUGGUGUUGUCUUGAGUUCUGAUGAAAUUUUGGUUUACAACACAUUCUUUGAGAAAUGCCUUGAACUUUUGAUAAAUGAUUCUCAAACUGAACUUAAGCUUGUGUGUUCAGAUGUUGGGAAGGAUAUGCCCAUCUUGAAAAUGAAUAUUGUUGUUGCAUAUCUUGAUAAAAUUCUUGUAUGUAAUAUAUAAUUUGAUAAGCACCUUGAAAGGCUGAAAAAUGUGCAAUUUGUUCUUGGAAAAGAUAUCUUGAUUUGUGAUUUGAACAAAUAUUUAUCUUGCACAUUUGAUCCUGGUCUUUUAGUGUUUAUUUUGAGUAUACAGGAAAGACAGGUUCAGCCUCUAAGAAUUGAAAGCAUUGACCGUGCCCAACAGCCUGAGUUUUGGAGAAGCUUUGUUGAAACCGGCUACCUUGAUGCCAGCGACAGAGGUUCAGUCCAAGAAGGAUAUCGCAACAGUACGAAGGUCUUUUGUCUUGAAUCCAAUUUUAAAAGAAAGCCAACUCAUCAAGGAUUCACUGAGGCUUGGAAUCGCAUGAAAAUCUUCACGGAUGAGAAGCUAUGAAUUUUCCAAACCGGAGGUUCUUCAGUCCAUCUAUCCGCGAGUACCAGAUUUCUAAAGGAGAUUCAUGCCCCAUAAAGAAUCGGCCUGAGCCAAAACCGAUCCUCCAUGAACCAAAGAUUUGAUGUGGUUUCUCUAGUUGCUUUGAAUAAACAUGAUAAGCAUGAUAGUUUCUAAGGAGAGCAAGCACCAAUGGACGCCAAAGUACUUGGAAUUCCUUGAUAAAAAUGACUUCAAAACUCCAAGGAAGUUUCUGUCCACUCUAUUCAUUUACUGAAUUUCCCUUGAAUUUUAAUUCCUUUGUAUCUGAUUUAUCUCUUUUUGAUAUAGGUACAUUGGAUUUGAGGACAAAUCCUUUUGAAGAAGGAGGGAAUG